GUGCCUCCUCGGCCAACUCGGUGCCCGCUCGUGCGCUCGAGCAGCUCCGAGGCGGACAGCUCCGAAGCGGAUUCUCAGUCUGCUGCUGGCUGGUCUCGUGCGUGCGUCGGCUCCAUCGUUUCUCCUCGCCCGUUAUCAGAGUACACAGAGUGUCACGGAUCUAAAGGACCGUCCGGUGGAUCGCUCACCAUGCCCCUGGAUCCUCGAGCUUGAACCCUGGACCGUUCUUCUCUCUUCUCGCCCGCACGAGAUUGGAUUUCGAGUCAGCGAUUGUUUACCGCUCGACCCGGCGAACCUGUGGAAUGAUGAACGCACCGGUGUACGCGUCAUCCUGUCCGGCGUUGCAGUCGAACCUUUCCCUACACAGUUCCUCCUAUUACAGCGAGUACAACGGUGCCGCGAGGAGGCGAUUGUCCUCGACAGGAGAACCAGACACCUCAGCCACGUCGAGCUACGAAGGCAGCGACAGCUCCGAGCACAGCGACGAGUCGCGUCUCGAGCCUGUCAGCCAAGUGGAGCGCGAGCAAGUCGAGACGUUCUUUCGGGGCUUAAAGUCUCAGGUGUUCGUAUGCGAAUCCUUGGCCAACCUGUAUCUGGGGAACGCGUCCCAGACAGAAAGAUGGGAGCUCCGGUUCACUGGAAUUCCCGUGGUCGUCCUGGAUUUGGGCGGAACCCGAUCGAGAUCCAAAAGACGGAUCCAGAUUCUGCUCGCUGAGCGCGGCACAUGCUUCACUCUCUGGCAAGAGACCAUAGACAAUUUGACCUCGUACAAGGUGUCAGGACCAUCUUUCCACACGAUGUGCCUCUCGUCGGACCACACGCGCCUUGCGGGUCUGAGCUUCGACAAUCCGAAGGCGGCGAACGAUCUCUGGCAGCACAUAGAGCGACUCGUCUCCUGCCCGGAGAACAUCAGCCUCUCGGUGCCCGGCAAGAAGAAGAAGAAGCCGUUGCCGAAGAAGGUGGUGCUGCCGGCGAAGAGCAACAUCAGCCAGCCGUGCCAGUUCCAGCACGUGACCAGCGUGGACGUGGCGGAUCGGUCGCGAUACUUCUCUCUGCAGACGUUGGUGCCCGCUCUGAACGAGCUUGGGACAUCUCUGGAGGCGAACUUCUAGGGAAAGGAGAAGCCCGACGAGCGAUCGAACGCCUAGCGUCGACCUCGUCCGGUCUCUUGCGGUGCAACGCGUCGUCUUAGCGAAAUUUCAUCGGCGAGAGAACGCGGGACUGGAAGACACCGACGCGAAGAUCGAGCUCGCGGCCCGUGCGUCGCCGAACCGGCUGUCACCGCGGCUAAAUUCUCUCGCAGAGAGAGACAAAUUCUCUCGCAAGCAACGCCACCGGUUUCCGUCGAUCCUCGAUCUCCAUUCUCUUGAAAGAAACGCGCGCGAUAGGGCCGGCGCGCUCGUGGACGCGCGACGAUCGAUGCGCCAAGAGAAAAAGAUCGAAAGAGAGAAAGAGACAGAGAGAGAGAGAGAGAGAGAGAGAGAGAGAGAGAGAGAGAGAGAGAGAGGAGAGAGCUUCUCGAGCGUCGCUGAUCGUAGUAAAUGUGCUUCCACAGGAGAAUCAGAGAGAAAUAGCCGAUAGAAACGCGCUCGCAGAAGCGAGAACGACCAUUUCCGAGGAUCCAUUCGGAGCCGACCACGCUUCGUCGCGUGUCACGAAGUCAGGAAACGCGUCUCGACGUUGAUUUUCGAACGAAUCCGCGCACGGAGAAACCGUUCGUCGUCUAUCGACGAUCUUUCUACCGGUAGACCGCGGAUUUCCAUGCAGAAUUGUCCGCGAGGACGUCGAUCGCGUUCUCCGAUCGCUGGACCGCGGCGGAUCUACGCGCGCAAAUUCUCAUUUCUAUUCCCCCUUUUUCAAAUAUCCCGAUCAAACAACUGUUUCCUUCGUCAACUAGAAGCUCUUGCCUAACGCAGAAAGAAAAUACAAAUGCCAUAGCACCUGUUAAUUCGAGGUAUUUUCUCGCAUUUUAGAAAUUCGCGCGAGCCUUGAAUUUGAACGCGCGAAGAUCCGCGCGGUCCGUCGAUCGCUUCGACGAGUCGAGAAUCAUUAUCGCGGCGUCUGAAAAUUUCUUUUAACACUGUUCGACGCUCGAUCGACUCGUUUCCAUGUUAAACGCAUCGAAUCCGCGGUCUAUUUGCGUUACACUUUAAGGCGAGCGAAUUUUCAAAGCGGCAUCGAAGUCGUCGCGUCGUUUGCGUCGCGCUAGUCGAGCAUCGUGCUCGCUUGAUUCGAAACGGUAUCUUUCGCCAUUGUCGAAAGAAGAUGCACAUCUGAUAUCGCGCUGAUAUCGUUAGGACAUCGGGCGACGGUGUUCGCAUCGGAUUGUCACUUGGCAGCGACGCUGACAGAACGCGGGGGUCGCUGGAAGAUGCUUGUGCUCUCGGAGAAUCGACGAAUUCUUCCGCUGAAUCGAUAUCAAAAUAUGCAAACAGACGCUUGGCGGUUCGCAUAGGUUAUCAAAAUUCGAUAUUUUGCAUAGUAGUGGACCCUCAACCGGGGUCGAUUGCAUGAUGUUUGUCAGUGUUCGCCGUGUUUCCGGGACGAAAUAUUUGUUCCGCGCGGUAAUUGUCCAAGUAACGAGACUGGUUUUACGAUGAAAAAAAAAACGAUUUCAAACACGUAGAUAUAUUCUAUCGGCGAUAGUUGUAGAACAUGUUUCCUCUCGUUACUCGAGAAUAUUCGAUCGUUGUUGUUGACCGCGCCUCUUUACGGAUUCCCUGCGACGCGUCUCCCCCCGGUUCGUUGUACCCCUACCCUCCCCCGCCCUCAAAUCGUUCGAUCGCGAAUAAUCUCAUCCAGACGAUCGUGUCGCGCAUAACUUUGUUCCGCGUUUAUGUGUACGGUUCACCCCGCGAAACGCGUUCUUUUUUGUCGCGUCGAAAAUGCAUUCGUUCGCUUAAGAUCACCGAGGCUUCCUGGCGGAUACAGUAGGAACUUAAGUGUAUUUCAAGUAAAGCAUUAUCGAUACCGAUUUAACAUUGAUUUAUUCUUUUUCUCUUUCUUUUUUGUCUACGACUGUGAUAUAUAAAUAUAUUUGUAUAGUUAUGUGUUUCGUAAUAUGUACGCGCAUUGGUUAAUCACUUUGAUAUACGUAUAAGUUUACCGAUGAUCGUUACGCAUAUAAUAACUGUGGUAAUAAACGAAUAACUUGAUGAAUCAAAUUCCUCCCCGA
Megalopta genalis is the source of this 3175-nucleotide messenger RNA. RefSeq names its product misexpression suppressor of ras 3 (gene MESR3). Gene Ontology annotation, molecular function: DNA-binding transcription factor activity. Gene Ontology annotation, biological process: regulation of transcription by RNA polymerase II. The record is from RefSeq and is a predicted model, not a curated record. NCBI's taxonomy places the organism in Eukaryota, Metazoa, Arthropoda, Insecta, Hymenoptera, Halictidae.